CUUCCCUUUCUCAGUUGUUUCAAAAUUUUUUUUGUCUUUUGCCUGGCAGAAGAAUGGGUCUAAUUGAACAUAUAUUGAAACCAAAACAUUCACGUCAAAGCAAAUAAAUUGGGUGGUUAAAAAAAAUCCCUUCAAAGUAGUUCAAUGUAGAUAGCUGUACAAAAACCCAUUGUCCAAACUGAUGUGUUGGUAGGGUCAAUCUCACGACGAUCUUUACAAUAUAAGCAAUCAGCACCAAUUCUACUCCUUUUUAAUCCUCUCUUUGCUCUUUCUCUUCUUUAUGGUACAAAGUUCUAACACCAUAUGAUCAUGAAUGGGUGUAGGGAAGACACUUCAUGCUGCUAUUUCCAUCCUAAAGAAGUAGUUGUUGGGAUUUGCCCUUUGUGCUUAAAUGAGAGGCUUCUUAUCUUAGCUUCGAAGCGAGGCCAACGCUCUUCAUCAUCCAGCAGAGGUAGCCUUGGAAUUCUUCAAGGUGUUUCUCACAAGAAACCUCCCAUCAACCUCCCCAAGAUCUUUGCUUUAGGCUCACUUCUCAAUCGUCUUGAGUUCAAGCAUUGGAAAUCUGAAAAUUCUGAUGAUCAUGAUAUUUCAACCAGUCAAGAUGAUUCCUUUAUCUCAAUCAAGUUUGAAGAGAAUGGUGUUGCUUCAUGGGAAAAGAAUACAGUUUCUAAGGUCUCAUUUGAGCAUUGCAGCAUUUCCUGGAAACCCACCUUGACCAAGGAGACCAUCAAGGAGCAAAAAGAGGCCAAUAAGAGUGUGAUAGAGCAUGCAAAACCACGCGCCUCGCUUAGGUGGCGAAAGCGGAUUGGCCACUUGUUCCAGCUCAUCAGGUGGAAGAAGUCCUGAAGGCCAAUGCGUGCCACAUGGGCAGCAACGUUGAGGGAGUCAAGGUGAUGGGGAACGGCUGGAUAAGGACUCUGACAAAGAGAACCAAAGAAUAAAGAGUUUUUUGUAUAGAAAGGGACAUUAAAGCUUUUCCUCCAUACCAAUUUGUGUGAUAGAGUCAAAAUAUACUUUAUCACCCAAAAGUGCUUUGGCUUAAAGUUCGUUGGUUUCUUCUUGUAUUCUGUUCUUAUUUCUGAUAAACCAAAACAAGCUGUAAAAGGAUUGUUAUAAUGUGCCUCUGAUUUCAUACUGAUCUUUAAACUGCUAGAGCAAUAUUCCCCAUGUCACGUGCACAAAGUGAACAUUGGGGCAUAAUUGUACCAGGACCCAAGGGCAACAUGCCCUCAAAAUUAUAGUGCUACAACUUGUCUUAUUGUUGUCUUGGUGGGAGAGAAUCUUGUUCCUUCUUCUAAUCUCUAACCAAUAAAGUUAUAUUCUCGAGAAUCAUCAAAUCCUCUGGUGUCCAUAACGUGUUUCAUAGACUUGAAAAGUUUCAUCAUUGCUCUUGGAGAUUACCGCCCUACGUGCUAGUCAUUGAGCUGGUGCAAAGUACCCGACAGGGCCUUUGUUUUGUUCAGUAAGAUCCUUCACUAGGGCAGUUUGUCCCAUGUUCUAACUCUCUAGCAAAGGGACCAUUGCACUUAGGACCACAAUGGAUGUUGAGAAAAGCCUGAAAUGGAGUACUGGACGAAAAUGGCAAGAUGUAAAUAUUCACCCCACCUCCGUCUACACAUUAGCAGAAGAAGAAGAUAAAGAAUCAUGGCUACAUUUACUUUUAAAGGAAUAUGUGUAGUUCUAGUACAUAUUCAUUCAUCAAUUGUUAGAAGAAAGCAUUUGUCAACUUCAUUUGGAAAUGAUUGAAAUUAACUGUUUGUUCCUCCAUCUUUUGCCAUUGUCAAGGGGGAUUGGUGGAGGCAUUUUUCAAGCUGAAUAACUUUCAAGGCAAAGAGAUUUGAAAGUACAAAUUGGGCAUGUUG
Molecule: messenger RNA, 1862 nt
Organism: Durio zibethinus
Lineage: Eukaryota; Viridiplantae; Streptophyta; Magnoliopsida; Malvales; Malvaceae
Source: RefSeq, a predicted model, not a curated record